CUUCAACUAAAAGAUGGGAUAUGCUAGUAGUGUUUGGCUUGGAGUUUUGGUAUUCAUUUCAAUUCAUGGCUAUGGCAAUAUUAGACUAUUUGAAGCUUCUUCUCGUGUCAUACAGACACCCGAUCAGAUAUACCGCACUGGUUAUCAUUUUCAACCUGCCAAGUACUGGAUGAACGAUCCUAAUGGACCAAUGAUAUACAUGGGGAUUUACCAUUUCUUCUAUCAGUACAAUCCUUACGAUGCACAAGCAGGUAACAUAGUAUGGGGCCAUUCCACGUCGACCGAUCUCGUCAACUGGACUCCUCAGCCGCCGGCGCUUCUCCGAUCAGAGCCUUACGAUUUCAAAGGCUGUUUUUCCGGUUCUACAACUCUUCUCUCCGGCGGAAAACCGGCGAUUCUCUACACCGGCGUAGAUUUCUCCGAUAACCAGGUACAAAAUCUAGCCGUCCCCAAAAAUUUAGCUGACCCGUACCUCACCGAAUGGGUAAAAUCGCCUUAUAAUCCAUUAAUCGCACCGAAUUCGGUAAACAAAAUUGAUGGACAAAAUUUCAGAGAUCCAACUACUGCUUGGCUAAAUCCUGACGGAAAUUGGAGAAUGGUAGUUGGAAAUCAACAAAACGGGAACGGAAUUGGCUUAUUGUAUAGAAGCAAAAACUUCAUUGAUUGGAUUCAAGCUGAAAAUCCACUGCAUUUUAUGAACAAUUCUGGAAUGUGGGAAUGCCCUGAUUUCUUCCCUGUUUCAACAAUCAGUCAAAAUGGUUUAGAAACUUCCACAAUGGGUCCAAAUGUGAAACAUGUAUUCAAGGCAAGUAAAGCAAGCACUGAUUUCUACACAAUUGGUACAUAUAAUCCGAAUAAAGAUAUUUUUAUCCCGGAUAACAAAUCACUGGAUAUUGGAUUAGGAUUUCGUUAUGAUUAUGGUAAAUUUUAUGCAUCGAAAAGUUUUUUUGAUAGUUCUACUAGUAGGAGGAUUUUGUUUGGAUGGAUUAAUGAAUCAGUAAAUAAUCUUGAGACGAAUAGUAUUAGAGGAUGGGCUGGUCUUCAAGGAAUUCCUAGAAGGAUUUGGCUUCAUAAAUCUGGAAAUCAGCUGCUUCAAUGGCCGAUAGCUGAAAUUGAAAAGCUUCGAAUGAAUCCAGUUAUUGAAGAUACUACUGUGCUUAUGCCUGGAUCAGUACGUGAAAUUUCUGGAGUCAAUGCUACGCAGGCAGAUAUAGAAAUGUCAUUUUCAGCUAAAACGUUGGAAAAGGCAGAGAAAUGGGAAGCAAAUUGGACAAAUCCACAACAAGUGUGUAGCAUAAAAGGUGCAUCAGUAAAAGGUGGGCUUGGGCCAUUUGGGUUACUAGUUUUGGCAUCUAAAGACAUGCAAGAAUAUACUGCAAUUUUCUUCAGAAUUUUCAAAGGAAAUAACAACAAUUUUAUAGUCCUCAUGUGUAGUGACCAGACCAGGUCUUCCUUACACUUGCCUUCUAGUGAUUAUGACAAAACAACUUAUGGGGCCUUGUUGAAUGUGGAUCCUCUUCAAGAAAAAUUGUCUCUCAGGACUUUGAUUGAUCACUCAAUAGUGGAGAGCUUUGGUGGAGAAGGAAAAGCUUGCAUUACAGCUAGGGUUUACCCAACUAAUUUAGCAGUGGAUGGUGCAACCCAUAUGUAUGUCUUCAAUAAUGGUUCACAGAGUGUUGGCAUCUCAAAAUUGACUGCUUGGAGCAUGAAAACAGCUCAAAUCAAUUGAUUAAAUCCAACAUAUAUAGAUUUAUUU
Messenger RNA from Solanum verrucosum, 1756 nucleotides. RefSeq names its product beta-fructofuranosidase, insoluble isoenzyme CWINV1-like. The transcript is spliced from 6 exons. Lineage: Eukaryota; Viridiplantae; Streptophyta; Magnoliopsida; Solanales; Solanaceae. Gene Ontology annotation, biological process: carbohydrate metabolic process. The record is from RefSeq and is a predicted model, not a curated record. Bases 14 to 1729 code for a protein of 571 amino acids. Gene Ontology annotation, molecular function: hydrolase activity, hydrolyzing O-glycosyl compounds.